This is a messenger RNA of Liolophura sinensis, 853 nucleotides long. RefSeq lists its product as uncharacterized. NCBI's taxonomy places the organism in Eukaryota, Metazoa, Mollusca, Polyplacophora, Chitonida, Chitonidae. The transcript has 5 exons. The coding region runs from base 47 to 730 and encodes 227 amino acids. The record is from RefSeq and is a predicted model, not a curated record.
UUACACACACGUCACGGCCUUGUCCACAAGCAGUAUUGUGAAAUGGAUGGGUUACUUUUUCUCUCCACUCGAUGUUGGGACUGAACAAAACUUUGAUGACAUUUGCUCAUGUCGGCCUACACAGGAGUCUGAUGGAAACUCUCUAUGGCUAGAAUACAAGACCCCACGGGUGACUGACUUGGACCCCAGGGUCAUAUGGGUUACUAUUGACCAGCUGACCGAAGACAUAACUUACGGCUUUGACUUCGCCUUCGGCAAUCUUAUAAGUGUCAUCAAACCGGCAGACAGUAUUGCUGAUGACCUAGAAAAUGCCGGCAAUUUCCUCGUGGCCACCUGGCGGACGACUGAUACCUUGCCCUCCAUCCACAUCCGGGACAUGACGAUCAGAGAAAUUCUUCACAGACCACACUUCUUUUUCUAUCUGGGCUCAUGGAUCCCAAUACUUCCUUUGUUUGUCAUGGUUGUUCUCAGGGGCAAGAAGAAAAGGGUGAACACUCAUUACGUCUACAGUAUUAAGGAUGUACAGAAGGCUUUGGCCAAAGGAAGACGUCGAUUUGGCCACAGGAAAAAGAAUUCCACACAACGGCUGAAACCUAAACAGGAAAACAAGAACUUAGCAGAAGGGAACUCACAGCCUCAUCCAGCCUUUGGACAUGGAGACUUCAGUCAGACAUUCAAAGUCAUCAACGGAAAAUUAGUCGUUGAGAAACUCAGGCGUGACCUGGAUUAGCCAUAACCUCUCCACGCUUUGAUACAGCUGAUAUCUAAAAUGACUGUUUAGUGGUAAUUUCUGUAAGCCUUGAACACAUUUCUAUUCUCUUAAAUUUAACAGUAUUUUCACAAAAUCAACAAA